Molecule: messenger RNA, 1704 nt
Organism: Caenorhabditis remanei
Lineage: Eukaryota; Metazoa; Nematoda; Chromadorea; Rhabditida; Rhabditidae
Exons: 7
Coding region: 1-1704 (567 amino acids)
Molecular function (GO): protein binding
Source: RefSeq, a predicted model, not a curated record
AUGUCACGCUUCCCUCUUCUCCGUCUUCCUACUCUACCUCUUUUGGAUUGUAUUCAAUAUCUGAAAGUAUUCGAAAUAAUCGAUUUCUCUCUUCUCUCAAAACGAACAAAGGCCCUCGUCUCACUUGUCAACUGGAAUCAUCCAGAUAUUCAUGCGAAUUUCUAUGAAAACUCGAAACUUUGUCUGAAAUUUCCAAACGAUCCAGGUCUGCAAUGGAUCUUAGACUUCCGUGUUGAAUUGGAUGAUGAAUUAGAUCAUACCUCUAGAGAAAUCGAUGGAAAUCAGUUUCCAUCAUACAUUGAUUCAGCUCUUCACGGUCCGAAAGCAUUUCAUUAUCUCACAUUUCCAAAUGAUGAGCACUUUGAAACAAUGCGAAAAAUGGCGGAACAUGUUUCAGUGAUAUUCAGAACACCGAUCGCAAGUCUUUCAACUCACCGACUAAAUGAUCAGUUGACAAUGUCAAUUGUGAAAUGGUUGAGUAAAAUACAACCAUCAGUUGUAGAUCUUGAUAUUGAUACAACAGAUGAUAUAACUGCCCCCACCUUAUUGUUUAUUCUGGAUAAUAUCAAAAUGACAGAUCACUUUGAUUUAGAUUUGAAAAUGAAUACCCCUGAUUUCGAAUAUCACAAAGGAAUCGACAUUCCCUCAGUUAUAUUAUCUCAUUCUCAUUGGAUAACACUGGAUUCUAUACUGAAUUCAAGCUAUCGAGUGCUCGUUUUGGAUGAAUCCAAUUUGACUCUUCACGAUAUCAAUACUCUGUUGAAAUGUUGGCUGAAAGGAUCUAAUCCACAACUUGAGUAUUGUUCUGUUCGACGAUCAAUGAAAGGAAAGGCAAUUGAAAAUGAUAUUGAUGAAGCCUUUCGGAUAAUAACAAAGGAUCUCGAGAUUAGGGAACAUGUGGAAAAUGAAAAGAGAACAAUGCAAAUAUGGAAAAGAGUUCAGAAGUCGAGAGUUACAAUUGUAGACCCAAGUUUGGUCACAGGACCAAACAGUCUUCUCAAUCUAGCGGAGUUGACUACUAGAAACUUAGAAGAGUACAUCGGAGAAAUGGAUCAUCCAACAACUACAGAGAAAGCCCUUGAGUUUGUGGCGACGUAUGGAUUGCUCGCAAACGAACGCGAGUGUGAACAGGACUGGUGUAGCCAGUACAUGUCUCUGGUCAAGGAUUCCAGUAAAAAAAAUGAUAUGCUAGUCUGGCGCUGCUCAACAUGCAAAAGCGACGGGAUGUCCAGUAAAGUAUCGAUCAGAGAAAACUCAUUUUUCGAAGGUCUCCGUAUUCCGCUCCAAAAAGUAUUGUACAUCGCAGCUGAUUGGAUCGAAAAUCCGACAAAAACAGCGAAGGACUCCGCUGCGUACUUCGAAACAUCUGAAAACACCAUUUCUGAUUACCACGAAUGGUUUCGGGACAUGACACAGCAGUGGUGGGAAAGAGAAGCAGGAAUGAACAAAAACAUUAUGCUCGGAGGACCAGGAACUAUUGUUGAAAUAGACGAAAGUGCUAUGUAUAAGGCUAAAUACCAUCGGGGCCAUAUGCUGCGCCGGCCUACAAUAUGGAUAUUUGGAAUGCUCGAAAGAGGAACUGGAAAAGCCGCCAUGUUCGUGACGUGGCCAGCGCCUCAAACAUACGAAAUGAAACAACCUGUCGAAGAGUUGGCGCAAGAGGGGAAGAUCACUGUCGAACAGUUCAGCCUAUCUCAAAGAUAA